Messenger RNA from Caenorhabditis briggsae, 372 nucleotides. Gene Ontology annotation, biological process: Wnt signaling pathway; ubiquitin-dependent protein catabolic process. The coding region runs from base 1 to 372 and encodes 123 amino acids. The record is from RefSeq and is a predicted model, not a curated record. The transcript has 2 exons. Gene Ontology annotation, cellular component: cytoplasm; nucleus. Gene Ontology annotation, molecular function: zinc ion binding; ubiquitin protein ligase activity; poly-ADP-D-ribose binding. NCBI's taxonomy places the organism in Eukaryota, Metazoa, Nematoda, Chromadorea, Rhabditida, Rhabditidae.
AUGGAUAUGGACGAAGACGUCAAACCGGACCUUGCUGCUCUUCAGGCCGCCUGGGCCAAUGGAUGGCGUAUGGCCUCCACUGUCAAUGCCACCUUCAUGUGGCUCUAUAAAGCACGCGGAGACGGCUGGUGGCGGUUUGAUCCACGCGACGAGAGGCUAGUCGAGGAAGGGUUCCAGGCGGGACAGGAAAUGAUGUUUAUCACUAUUUUGGGCAACCAAUACGAGAUCGACUUCGACCUGAAUCUUCAAACUCCCGUUCUCAACCGCUCAAUCCCAAGAGAGAUUUGGCGUGUGACGGCCGAGGAAUUUGAUGGACUGGUAAUCCGCGGUGUCGCUGGAGUUACGGACCCAAUUUAUUGGGAUGUUAAAUAA